Molecule: messenger RNA, 1311 nt
Organism: Quercus lobata
Lineage: Eukaryota; Viridiplantae; Streptophyta; Magnoliopsida; Fagales; Fagaceae
Exons: 2
Coding region: 77-1138 (353 amino acids)
Source: RefSeq, a predicted model, not a curated record
ACCGUUUCCAUUAGCAUCAUUUUUUUCUCACAUUGCUUAUUAGACUCUUGAAUCUUCAACGACUAAGCUAUUGGAAAUGAAUUUCGACCCGGUGUUGGAGGCCAAGUUCCCAGAUUUAUUCUCUGAAGACUCUGGUGUAAGGGACCGUGCUUUCGGUACCGUAAUGCGACAGAUUCAUUUCGCGAGACGGAAUACUUCAUCCAUGAUGCCUCUGCUCGAAUUAGUUUGGAGAAACAGAGGACAAAACGUUCCACUUGACACUGCCAAAAAAGUUAUCGAAAUCCUCAAAUUGCUUGCGGUGUAUAGCAUAGACCCAUCGUUUUUCGCUCACACUUGGGCAUCGAAAAUUGUCUUGGACAUCCUUGCUCAACAUGGGAUUCGUGAGCUACACGAUGCUAUUGAGGACUUGUUCAUCAAAUUCUCACAGGCCAUCUGCCUGAACAUGCAAUUGGGUGACAACAGGAUCAAGUGUUUCAUGGAAGAGAACUUGAUAUGUGUUUCUAUAGCAACUCUAAACAAGUUCAUUCCUGUUGAUGAUAAGAGCUUAUUGAGUGAAGGUCAAGCACUUUGCUUCAAGGCUAUAGUGGGAACUUUGUUGUGGAGCUAUAGCUCUGAGAGCAUUAAGGAAAGUGUUGUGUAUUGGGUUGGUCAAGUUCUCGAACAAGGUCAAGGUGAAUUGAUUCAUGUCAAUUUGUUAAACAAGGUACUUGAACGUACCAACUCUCAGACCCAUACAAGAAUUUUUGUCAUAAUGCUUACGGGUAUUGUGAAGGUUUUAGAAAAGGCUAAAAAUACAAGGGAUGUACCACUCUGCAUGCGUGCUUGUGCAUUUUUGACUAACCUUUUGACCAACUCAUAUCUCAUGGAUUACCAUCACAAUCUUCUUGUUCAAAACCCAUUUCGUGUUGCUCGACUUUUCAUCACUCCAGAUUCUGAACUUGUUGUUCCUGGUGAUAAAAUGAUGAAAGAAAAUGUGAAGGUGUCCUUGUCAGCUCUUCAGAAGCUUCGGGAAAUUCUUGAAGAGUGCCACUUCGGAUCCAGCCCUGAAUUUAUCGAUAGUGUCUCUGAUGCCUUGUUAGUACUCGAGUCAACUCAAUGUGAUGAACUUGUGAAGUGUGCAUUUAAUAAUCAAGGAUAGAUGAGUUGCGAGGCAGGUUUGGUGUUUAGACUAUGGAGUAUAGGGUUUAUAGACUAGUACUACUACGUACUGUCUUGGUUUUUUUCUUGUUUAUUAGAAAGAAAGUGAGGUGGAAAAAUAAGAGUUGGGAUUGAUGGACUUAUGGUUAUAUCGUUUUGUUAUGUUAUGUUUUC